Messenger RNA from Lolium rigidum, 1877 nucleotides. RefSeq names its product protein NRT1/ PTR FAMILY 8.3-like. Gene Ontology annotation, molecular function: transmembrane transporter activity. NCBI's taxonomy places the organism in Eukaryota, Viridiplantae, Streptophyta, Magnoliopsida, Poales, Poaceae. Gene Ontology annotation, biological process: transmembrane transport. The record is from RefSeq and is a predicted model, not a curated record. The transcript has 2 exons. Bases 52 to 1779 code for a protein of 575 amino acids. Gene Ontology annotation, cellular component: membrane.
AUCUUUCGUUUGAUUUCAUUGGGGUCUCGGCAACAAUCUUUCUGUUCUGCAAUGGACGCCAUGGAAAGAGGCCAGAGCUCGCCACGGCUGCCUAAGAGCCGGAGCUCCAAGAUCGCCGACGACGAGGGCCUCAUGGUGCCGCUGAUACAGGACAAGAAAACCGGCAGCCGAGCGCCGGCGGUGGUCCUCGCGUUCGAGUGCCUGGAGAGCACCGCGUUCAACGGCAUCGCCACCAACCUCGUGCUCUACCUCCACACCGUCCUGCACGGCACCAGCCUCGCCAGCGCCUCCAACGUCACCACCUGGAUCGGCACCAGCUACCUCACCCCCGUCCUCGGUGCCGUCCUCGCCGACACCUUCUGGGGCAACUACAACACCAUCCUCGUCUCCCUCCUCGUCUACCUCCUCGGCAUGAUGCUCGUCACCUUCUCCGCGUUCCUACCUACCACAGCGCUAGACUGCGUCGCGGGCCCGUCGUCGUGCUACCACCCGGCGCUCGGCUCGCACACCGUCGCCUUCGCCGGCCUCUACCUCGUGGCCUUCGGCAGCGGCGGCGUGCGCGCCGCGCUGCUGCCCUUCGGUGCCGAGCAGUUCGACGACGACAACGCCGUGGACCGCGAACGGAAGAUGUCCUUCUUCAGCUGGUUCUACGUCUGCGUCGACUUCGGCAUGAUCGUCUCCGGCCUCUUCCUCGUCUGGGUGCAGCAGAACGUCAGCUGGGGCCUCGGCUUCGGCAUCGCCACCGCCUGCAUCGCGCUCGCCUUCGCCGGCUUCGUGCUCACCACACCCAUGUAUACGCGUCGCGUCCCCACCGGCACUCCGCUCAAGAGCCUCUGCCAGGUCUUCGUCGCGGCCUGCAGGAAGGCCGCCCUCCGCGUCCCCGCCGACGCCGCCGUGCUCUACGAGGUGAGCGACAAAGUCGACCAGCCCAAGAUCGCGCACACCCACGAGUUCACGUUCCUCGACAAGGCGGCCAUAGUCGUGAGCUCCGACCUGGAAGAGGUGGCGACCACCGUCGACGCCGCCGCCACCGCGGGCGCCUGGAGGCUCUGCACGGUGACGCAGGUGGAGGAGCUCAAGAUCCUGAUGCGUCUGCUGCCGAUAUGGGCGACGAGCAUCGUGCUGUCGGCGGCGUACGCGCAGCUCAACACCACGUUCGUGCAGCAGGGCAGCGCCAUGGACAUGCGCGUCAUGUCGUUCACCAUCCCGGCCGCGUCCAUGGUGUCCUUCGAGGUGGUCUGCGUCCUGGCGUGGGUGCUCGUCUACGGCUCGGUGAUCGUGCCGGCCCUCAAGAGCUUCUCCCCGGCGAGCGCCGAGCCGUCACAGCUGCGGCGCAUGGGCGCCGGCCGGCUGCUCAUGGCGUGUGCCAUGGCCGUCGCGGCGCUGGUCGAGAUGAGGAGGCUGGACGCCGCUGGCACCGGGGAGUCCAUCAGCAUCGCGUGGCAGAUGCCGCAGUACUUCGUGCUCGCCGGCGCCGAGGUCUUCUGCUACAUCGCGCAGCUCGAGUUCUUCUACAGCGAGGCGCCUGAGUCGAUGAAGAGCAUGUGCACGUCCUUCGCGCUGCUCACCGUGGCGCUGGGCAGCUACACCAGCUCGCUCAUCUACGCCGUCGUCAACGCGCUCACGGCCACCGGCGGCCGGCCCGGGUGGAUAUCGGACGACCUCGACCAAGGGCACCUCGACUACUUCUUCUGGACCAUGGCGGCUCUCUGCACGCUCAACUUCGUCGUGUACAGCGCUUUCGCCAGGAACUACCAGGUGAAGACGGUCCUCUCGUGAUCGUCUCAUUUUACUGCGCACAGAAUGUUGUGCGUCUGUGUUUUAUUUUAUUUUUUGAAAUCCAACUUGAAAGAUUCGUUAGUUUCUUUUAUUAUUUU